Chanos chanos (milkfish) is the source of this 1104-nucleotide messenger RNA. It is a transcript of the gene zdhhc2, whose product is annotated as zDHHC palmitoyltransferase 2. The transcript is spliced from 12 exons. The record is from RefSeq and is a predicted model, not a curated record. Bases 1 to 1104 code for a protein of 367 amino acids. NCBI's taxonomy places the organism in Eukaryota, Metazoa, Chordata, Actinopteri, Gonorynchiformes, Chanidae. Gene Ontology annotation, molecular function: palmitoyltransferase activity.
AUGGCGCCGUCGGGUUCGCGCAGCGUCAAACGGAGCUGUCAGAGAGUUCUGUAUUGGAUUCCCGUCCUGUUUAUUUGCUUAAUUGUGGCAUGGUCCUACUACGCCUAUGUUGCCAUGCUCUGUAUAGAAUCUAUUGAAAACAUUGGAGAAAAAAUUGUAUAUCUCUUGGUUUAUCAUGUGUUUUUCAUCAUGUUCGUGUGGGCGUAUUGGCAAACAGUCUUCACCAAGCCCAUGACUCCUCUGAAAGAGUUCCACCUGUCAUACUCUGACAAAGAACUGCUGGAGCGGGAAGAUCGAGGCGAAUCUCAGCAGGAGAUUCUACGCCGGAUAGCCAAGGAUUUACCAAUCUAUACUCGCACAAUGUCUGGAGCCAUUCGGUUCUGUGAUCACUGCCAGCUGGUGAAGCCAGAUCGAUGUCAUCAUUGCUCAGUGUGUGACAAGUGCAUUCUGAAGAUGGAUCACCACUGUCCAUGGGUGAAUAACUGUGUGGGCUUCUCCAACUACAAGUUUUUUAUGCUUUUUCUAGCAUAUUCUUUACUGUACUGCCUGUUCAUCACUGCCACAGAUUUGCAGUAUUUCAUCAAAUUUUGGACUAACGGUCUGCCCGACACCCAAGCCAAGUUCCACAUCAUGUUCCUGUUCUUCGCUGCCUCCAUGUUUUCAGUGAGCCUCGCCUCACUGUUUGCCUACCACUGCUGGCUAGUCUGCAAAAACAGAUCAACCCUCGAGGCUUUCCGUGCCCCGGCUUUCCGUCACGGCACUGACAAGAGCGGCUUCAGCUUGGGCCUCAGCAAGAACUUCCGCCAAGUGUUUGGUGACGAGAAGAGAUACUGGCUUCUCCCAGUGUUCUCCAGUUUGGGUGACGGCUGCUCCUUCCCCACCUGUCUAGUGAACCAAGAUCCGGAGCAGCCUUCCUCUCCAUCCGGACACAACCCAUCUGUCAAAAGUGGUGGAGAGAUACACCCGUUCCCUGCCAAACCUCUGAGGGAGUCCCAGAGCCGACUGCUCAACAGUGGACAGUCCUGGAGCGAGAGUGAGGGAACCAUGGACAGAGAAAAAGAGGGUACAAGUAACCUAGCUAUGACCAUAGAAAAUGAAACAUAA